Messenger RNA from Enhydra lutris kenyoni (northern sea otter), 3157 nucleotides. RefSeq names its product F-box and WD repeat domain containing 8. Lineage: Eukaryota; Metazoa; Chordata; Mammalia; Carnivora; Mustelidae. The transcript is spliced from 11 exons. Gene Ontology annotation, molecular function: protein binding. The record is from RefSeq and is a predicted model, not a curated record. Gene Ontology annotation, biological process: cilium assembly; protein ubiquitination. Bases 1 to 1785 code for a protein of 594 amino acids. Gene Ontology annotation, cellular component: Cul7-RING ubiquitin ligase complex; ciliary basal body; centriole.
AUGGACGACCACAGCCUGGAUGAGUUCCGCCGGCGUUGGCAGGAGGAGCUGGCGCAGGCCCAGGCGCUCAGGAAGCGGCGGCGGCCCGAGGCUGCCGAGCGGCGGCCGCGGCGGGCCGAAGUGGCCCCCGGGCGCGGCGAGCAGGCCUCGGGAUACCUGGCUCUGGCCCAGGGCCUCCUGGAGGGUGCGGGGCGGCCCCCGGCGGCGCGGGCGACCCGGGCAGAGAGGCAGGACGCAGCGAGCCGUUCCCGUUCCCCUCCGGCUCGCGAGGUUGCCGGGGGCGGGGAGCAGCUGGUGGACCAGCUCAUCCGCGACCUGAAUGAAAUGGAUGAUGUGCCCUUCUUUGAUAUCCAACUGCCUUAUGAACUGGCAAUCAAUAUAUUUCAGUAUCUGGACAGGAAAGAACUAGGAAGGUGUGCACAGGUGAGCAAGACGUGGAAGGUGAUUGCAGAAGACGAAGUGCUCUGGUACAGGCUGUGCCAGCAGGAAGGGCACCUUCCCGAGAGCAGCAUCUCUGAUUAUUCCUGCUGGAAGCUCAUCUUCCAGGAGUGCAGAGCCAAGGAACACAUGUUAAGAACCAACUGGAAGAAUCGCAAAGGUGCCGUGAGCGAACUGGAACACAUUCCUGACGCGGUUUUGUGCGACGUGCAUUCCCAUGACGGCAUUGUCAUUGCCGGAUAUACAUCAGGGGACGUGAGGGUGUGGGACACCCGCACCUGGGACUACACAGCCCCUUUCCUGGAAUCAGAGUAUGAGGAGGACGAGCCUGGAAUGCAGCCAUAUGUCUCCUUUGUGAGGAUAAACAGCUCGCUGGCGGUAGCAGCUUAUGAGGAUGGAUUUCUUAAUAUUUGGGAUCUAAGGACUGGAAAGUAUCCUGUCCAUCGUUUUGAGCAUGACGCAAGAAUACAAGCACUCGCCCUCAGCCAGGACGACGCGACUGUGGCCACGGCUUCUGCUUUUGAUGUUGUGAUGCUACGCCCCAGUGAGGAGGGGUAUUGGCAAAUCACUGCUGAAUUUGAAGUUCAGAAACUGGUUGACUACCUUGAAAUAGUUCCAGAUACUGAAAGGUACCCUGUGGCAGUGGCCACGGCUGGAGAUCUGGUGUACCUGCUAAAAGCUGAAGACUCUGCCAGAACCCUCCAUUAUGUCUACGGCCAGCCCGCCACGUGUCUGGAUGUCUCGGCCAGCCAGGCUGCUUUCGGUGUGAAGAGUCUAGGAUGGGUAUACGAAGGCAACAAGAUCCUGGUGUACAGCCUGGAAGCAGAACGGUGCCUCUCAAAGCUGGGCAACGCUCUUGGUGAUUUCACUUGCGUCAACCUCAGAGACAGCCCUCCCAACCUCAUGGUCAGUGGCAACAUGGACAGGAGGGUGAGGAUCCACGACCUCCGCACUGACAAAAUCGCCCUGUCGCUCUCCGCCCACCAACUGGGAGUCUCCGCGGUGCAGAUGGACGACUGGAAAAUCGUCAGUGGAGGCGAGGAAGGCCUGGUCUCCGUGUGGGAUUAUCGGAUGAGCCAGAAGCUGUGGGAAGUGCACUCCAGGCACCCCGUCCGUCACCUGUCCUUCAACAGCCACAGCCUCAUCACGGCCAACGUGCCCUGCGAGAGGGUGGUGCGCAACACAGACCUGGACAACUUCACCGCUCACAGGAGACACCGCGGGCUGAUCCACGCCUACGAGUUUGCCGUGGACCGGCUGGCCUUCCAGAGCACGCUGCCCAUCUGCCGCGCGUCCGCGGACACCGUGCCGGGCUACAACUAUGACCUUGCGCUCGCCUUUCCCUAGGACCGUGGUUAGGGGAGCACCUCGUCGGGGAGCAGGGGGAAAAUGGGAAGAACCAAAGUGGAUGAAUUUAAAAAACUACCGAGGAGCUCUGCACCAGGUGCACUGGUCUAACCCACAGGUUCCUCCACUGCCUUUGCUUUCCCCCACAGCCAGGUUGCUUCUCUGCAGCUGCCUAUGGAAAGCUGGAGGUGGUCAGGGGCUGUGGCAUUGACUCUGUUUUCUCUCCCUGACACUAUGCCUCUGAGUGCCACCCACUGUCCCUCUUUCCUCCUGCAUCUGCUGCCUGCCACACAACUCUGGUCACCCUGUUUCCAGCCGGGACCCUCUCCCCUGGCUACAAUGUGGGUCCCCCCCUGCCGUCUGUGCACUACCGUGCAGGGCUCUGCUCCAGUGUGCAAGCCCUUUCCUCUCGGGGGGUCUGGGGUGUGGGCUCGGAGAUCACAGACUCACUCCGGGCGCGGGGGGGUCCUUCAUACCACCACCUCCUGUAAACCUAGGUGAGCAGUCCUGUCUUUAUAGUUUUUACCACAAUUUAUAAUUAUAUAUUUAUACACUUACUGCAUUAAGGACUGUUUACUGUGGUGUCCACAACAUGUGGUACAAAGUAGAUUAUUUUCUACCUAUUUGUUGCAUAAACAGUCAUCCUCCACCUAGGAUGGAGAGCGAGAGCUGGGGGAGAAACCCUUCUCCUAAACCACUGGGCUAAAGUGGGGCGGCACUGGGGAGCUCCUCCAGGUGACACGUCGCUUCCAUUUCCAAAGGGUUAAGAGGGCAAACCUUCGUAUGACUCUCGAUUUAGACUGUUCUGAGCAGCAGCCUCUAAUAUCCCUUAAAAACACUAAAACCGACAGAACUACAAAGAGAAAGGCCAUGCUUCUAGUGGGUGAUCAGCAGAUAUAAUCAUUAAAAAAAAAAAAUUGAAGGAUUUAGAGGAUUUACUUAAUAGAAUUUCCGAGUAUGAUCCAAUAGAAUUUUGUGCCUUUUUAAAUAUCCCUAGACCAUGCACAGAAAACGGCUGUCUCAAAAUCACAAAGGCAGUCUCAGAUUCCACAAAGAUACAGCCAGGCCCAAGUCCGUGACCCCCUAAUGCAAUAAAAUGAGGUAACAAAGUGAAAAAGAAAAAUGGAAAAUGUGAACCCUCUGGGCCAUGAAAACACUGAAUAUUAAAGCGCCAGGGGUGAGGCCAGAAUGGACAAAGAGAAGUGGGGCUUGAAUAGAAAGUAGAUAAAUGGCUAGCUGUCACCUCAAAUAGUGACCCCAAAGGAAGGAGUGAAAGAAGGGUUACCAACAAAUCACAAAGUUAAACCCUACACUUGCCCGUUUUACACUGGACCAGCUUUUUUGGAAAGCCAAAAUAGACUUUUUUUUUUUU